GAGAGAAGACCAUCAGGAUGUUGAGAACUUUAGUUAGAGGUACUGGGAGAGGCAGCACUAGACCAUUAGUUAUUGGUGAUGAAACGAUAGAUUUACGAGCAUUCAGGAAUACACCAGCUAAAGGAUUCGUCCCAGAUAGAAGCUCAUUGCAAGGAGAAUCUGGUUUAUCAAAUAAAUUACGCAAUAGGUCACCUCGUCGCACCCAGCAGCAGCCAGUAGCUGGUCAAUUUGAUGAUGCAGACCACAAAGAACUUUUGAACACACUAGGAGAGCGUAAAAUCACGGCAGAGAAUAAGAAGCAAUCUCACAAAAGUCAACAAAGGCGGUCCAAGAAACCCACCAACUCCAAAAAGGAAGAGGAAGGCAAGGAUAAGCAAAGGCGAGCAUACGCUCAAUACACGCCACCUACAGAUCUCCAGACUAGACAGCCAAAGGAAACAAAGGAGCCACGCAAACCAAAGUUGAAGGAAAUUGAAAUCGACAGGGUUGACUUAUCUUCCCUCAUUUUUGAGACUGGAGAAGCUGAUAUUAUGCCUACAAAUAAGAACUUUAAUGAACCAGCAACACUCAGUGAAGAAGAACGUCGUAAGCAGCACAUGGAACUCGUCGGUGGUGAUUACGAGAGGUACGCAAAGUACAAUACACCAUUGCAGCAUGCGAUCAGCGCGCAAAGGAUGUACACACUCAGCCAAAGGGAUGAGCUCGUGAAUAACAUUAAAAAAUUUACAAAAACUGCUUAAUUUCGUUCUUCUGCAACGACAAAUGCCGUUAUGUAGUCGCCGUCAUGGGAUAUUGAUAAAUGUAGAUUGAUAGAUGAACUUAUAUUCUUAUAUGUGACUUUUGGUUUCCUAUUUACUUUCUGCACUUCUAAUUCCUGCCAAGUUGACUGGUAAGCUGGGUAUAGUGCCUUAUAAGCAGCUUCCUUAGCAGACCAUCUGACACCCAAGUAGCUUAACUGUGAGUCGUUGCUACUAGGGAAUGUUGAUAGCUCAGACGGCGUGAGAAUACGUCUACUGAGCCGUGCUAUACCAUCCCUCCUUCUAUUUGCCAGUACCCGUAGUCGAGAUAAACUAAGCAAAUCUACUCCAACACCCUUUAUCAUACAGCAACAAGAUUAUAACGUUAUGACGUUUUGAUAGUGAAAUAGAAAGAAAUGCGUUUCAUUUGACGAUUAGAUUUUAUUUUCUACACUUUAUCCUCAGUUUAGACGUUCGACCGGCAUCCGACUUUCUUCUUUACAUUGAUGUCACGAUUCUCUCACGCAAAUUUCAACGCAAAGAACUACGCAGAAGCUAGGCCAACAUAUGUCCCAAAGAUAUAUGACCUUAUCAGCAACUUCCAUAAGGGCGCUAGAGACGCGGUUGUCGAUGUUGGUUCAGGGCCUGGCAACGGCACACAGGGGCUCCUAGAUUUAGAUUUUGGAAAGGUUUACGCCGUAGAACCAAGCACUGUUAUGAUAGAAGAAGGAAAGAAUAGACCACGCGGUACAGAGAUAGAUUGGUUCACUGGAUCAGGUGAAAAUCUUUCUCAGAUACUCCCAAACAAGGUCGAUAUGAUAACAUCCUUUGAGGCAGCUCACUGGAUGGACCAUGAGAAGACUUGGAAGGAAUGCUAUGAGGUUUUGACCCCAGGGGGUACUGUUGCACAUGUCAUGUAUGGUCAUACUGAGCUUCUCGGAAAUGAAAAAGCUAGUGAAAUUGUUCUCGAUUUCGCGCGUAAUAAACUUAAGGCGUAUUACAUGCCACAGCAUGACAUUGCAUUCGGAUUAAUGGAUGCAAUUGAUCCUCCAAGCUGGGCAACGCGUGUGGAGAGACAUAAGUUCCUCACUAAGUCUAAAGAUGGAGAGAAUCAGUGUAUAAUGACUAGGGAAACCACAUUGAGGGGUUUGCAAGCCCAGAUUUAUAGUUGGUCACCUACAGACCAAUACGUAGAGGAGCAUCCAGGUGAGGAUCCUGUUGGAGACAUCAUGAAGGUCAUUAUGGAACUCUACAAUGCUAAGGACUUGGACCACCCAAUCACAAUGGCUUGGUCAUUGGCGGUAUUCUUAGUAUCGAAGUGAAUUAUUAUGCAUGGUAUAAUUUAAGGGUUUUGCGAGCUGUAUUUGAGAAAUUGAGGCCUUUU
Molecule: messenger RNA, 2121 nt
Organism: Wallemia mellicola CBS 633.66
Lineage: Eukaryota; Fungi; Basidiomycota; Wallemiomycetes; Wallemiales; Wallemiaceae
Exons: 6
Coding region: 18-740 (240 amino acids)
Source: RefSeq, a predicted model, not a curated record